AUUCAAAUCCUAGUAUGGAGCUGAGCGAUGACCAUCGGACUUGGUCUCAGGUUCAAGGAAUUUCACAUUUAAAUUUGAAAGUAUGGGGAAAGAGAUCAUGAGCCAUCUACCUGUCUUGGGAUGGAGACUAGCUCUUAAAUGUUGUGGUUUGAUUUUUUUUCUGCUGCUUGAAUAUUUUGUUCAUGGGGGACUUGGAUUUGUGGGCCCGUGAUUGUUAUGCCCCUCCUCGAGUUCUGCUAAAUUUUUUUUUUUUUUUUUUCAAUUCUGUUUCUUUCGAGGAACCAAAAACCUUACCGAAGUGCUCGUGAAUAAAUAGAUUCCUAUUUCCUAGAACUGGUAACUAUAAUUUGAUUUUUUCAGGGAAGAAAUCGGACUAAGCUUGAAAGUAGAAAUAGUUUUUCGACUAUGAAAGAGCAUUUUUCCGCGGCGAAGCCCUUUGUUUGCUAUGAAAUAAUGCACUUCACCUGCUAGCUGGCCGGCAAGGUAGUGUGGCGCCAUUGCGUGCGUCUGUGCGAUCCGUUACCCAAAACUUUAUUUGCAGACUUUGAAUCUUUUAGAUAUUGGGAUUUGAUGCCUUCUUUUUGUCUUUGUGGAAGCACCCAUUUGAGGAAUUUGGUUUGCUGAAAUCCUGCGUACUGUGAAUAUGAUGUUUUGCUGGGGUUUGUGAUUGACCAUUGUAGCAACCCAGGAGAGUUUCUGCAACCGCCUUCAUUUUUUCUUUGGGGACUUUGUUGGGUCUCACCUGUCAUUUGUGGGUUUAUUGGGUUUAUUAGGGUUUCUGUUGGCACGACCUUUGCCCUGGUAUGAUUGCUUAGACCUUCAUGUUGCUUCAUAUCGAAGAAACCGGCCAUGGAUAAUGAGUAAGUUAUUGCAUUCAUUGUUCAUGGUGGCACGGUUCUGGUUUGUCUCUUCAGAAAGCAACACAAUAAAGGGUAUCUACUUCCUUCUUCCAGGAAUUUAUUGAUGUGUUAAACUUAUGCCACUGCCCUUUAUGCUCUGAGCGAAUUUACUUUCCAGUCUCUGAACGAGUCAUCUUCUUUUUAUGCAUUAUAAAUUGCACUAAUGCUAGCUUGAAUAGAUAGUCGAGCUCAAGUUAGCGGAAGCUAACCGGCCGUAGGUCUAGAUUAUCUUGUAACCUCAUUGGAUUCCUCCUCUGCCUAUGUAUGCUGGGGUUUCUGCAAGUGGGAAGUUUCUUCUUUCGCUUUAAUCUCCUCUUGGCUCUAUAAAGCUGCCAAAGGUACUUGUUCCUUGUUGAGCCUAGCAAGAAAUCAGAUCACCAGCCAGUUUAGUCAAACCCUCUUUGCAUAGUUACGAAACUUUUUUUUUUCCCUUAUUAUAAUUAAAUUGAAGAGUGAUAACUAUCAGUUUGCCCUAUAUUUGCUGCUGCUGGUGAGUGUGAAAUAGAGGAUUCUGUUUAUUGGAUAGGCCAAGGACUUUCUCAUCUGCUUCCGUAGUUCAUUGAAAAUGGGCACCAAUGGUGGUGGUCAUUCAGGCUUUGAACAUGGAUGUGGGAGCCUCUUGGGUUGCCCAUCUUCAGAGAUUUUCCCGACUUUGGUGUCUGAUAAGGUUCCUGAAAUGACCAUAAAUUCUGAGUCCUUGUCAAAAACUUGGAAUGGGCUAGGUUCAUUAUUCAGUGGCAGCCAGAAUCCACUUGUUUCAAUGGCGCAGAAUGUGGAAUUUAAAGGCUCUCCAUUAGGUUCUCGAGAUCAGAUUGAUGGUUGUUCUUAUGCCCUCAACCUUGUUCAUUAUCCAUCGGAUCCCAGUAUCGCAUUGCCUAGCCUUGCCUGCCAUAGCAUUGAAAAAUCAAGAGCUUCAGAAAAUAGCUCUGAUAAUUAUCUGCAUAGUCAGAAAGAGUUCCCCAUUUCAGGUGAUGGUGGCAUGGAAUGUCCCCAUUAUGUAAAGAAAAGGAAAAGAGUGCCCACUAACCACUCUCAAUUAGUUCAGUUAAAGAAUAUAGAUGCACAGCAGCAAGGAGAUGCGUGUCCAGAGGCGCAGGAUGAGGGGAAACGGAAAACUGAACAGAGACCGGUUGUCAAUGUGCAGGGUAGACUUACGGGUAAAGAAGUUGAAAAAUGUUCCUGGAAUGGGGAAGCUCCAAAAGAAGAUUUCAUUCAUGUAAGAGCAAAACGAGGCCAGGCAACCAAUAGUCACAGCAUUGCAGAAAGAGUGAGAAGAGAAAAGAUUAGUGAACGAAUGAAAUUUCUUCAAGAACUUGUUCCAGGUUGCAAUAAGAUUACUGGGAAGGCCGUGAUGCUUGAUGAGAUUAUCAACUAUGUGCAAUCCUUGCAACGGCAGAUUGAGUUUCUGUCUAUGAAACUCGCCAUGGUCUACCCUGAAAUGUGCAUUGAUAUAGAACGAGUUCUAUCAAAAGAUUCCUUUUGGACUAUAUGUUACAUCCUUCAUAUGCAGAUUCAUCAUUCACGAGGCUGCAGUGCAGCUAUCCCAGGGCUUGAUUCAGGAAUGACCUCCACUUGUUCCAUCCCACAAGUAACUUUUCAGGGAGCUCUGCCAGUUAACCAGAGUUCAGAUCCUCAGUCAACUGCCAUGCCUAUGAUGCCGAGCAUAUGGGAAGAUGAGGUCCAUGGUAUCUGCCAAAUGAGCUUUAUCCCUAACUGACCAUGACGUGCAUUCAAAAGCUCAAAUGUGGAGUUGCAUGAAGCAAGAGCUGUAAUCUUGGAUAGAUCAAGGGAAUAUCCUAUCUAACGGAUGAAGCUUUUCUUAAUUGACUGCAGAUUAAACAAAAAUAUUCAUUAAUCACCGAAAAGAGAGAAAGAUGAGGAAAAGGAUUCUUACAGUCGCAAUGCUGCAGAGCUCUCGUGAGCCUUUGUACUUCAAAGUUUGGGAGGUUAAUUGUUGAAUGCGAAUAUGUUAGUCCAGCAGAGCAUGGGCAGCGACUGACUGGGAAAGAUUACCAUGAUGUUUUAGAGCAGCUAGCUUUUUUUGAAGCUUUGUUGUCCCAUUUUUUAUUUUUUAUUUUUAUUUUUUCUAGGCACCAAGAUCAAAUUACGGUGAUGGGGUUCUCUUUUUUUCAUUCUUUAUUGCAGAAAGUUGGAACGUGGAAUCUGGUUAUGUAAGCCUUAUGAUUAUAUUUGUUCUUAAACAAGUAGAUGGUUUCUGAUAAUUAAAUUAAAUUUAUAGUGGAAGGAUAAUCUGAUCUUGAAUA
Malania oleifera is the source of this 3163-nucleotide messenger RNA. RefSeq names its product transcription factor bHLH74-like. The transcript is spliced from 8 exons. Gene Ontology annotation, cellular component: nucleus. NCBI's taxonomy places the organism in Eukaryota, Viridiplantae, Streptophyta, Magnoliopsida, Santalales, Ximeniaceae. Bases 1465 to 2616 code for a protein of 383 amino acids. Gene Ontology annotation, biological process: regulation of DNA-templated transcription. The record is from RefSeq and is a predicted model, not a curated record. Gene Ontology annotation, molecular function: protein dimerization activity; DNA-binding transcription factor activity.